AUGAAGGGAAAUCCAGUUUCAAAAAACUCAAUGGUUUUUAACAAAUCAUUUGGUUAACACAUUCUAGUAAAUCCGCAAAUUCUACAUUCAAUAGUAGAAAAAUCAGCCAUAAGACCCACUGAUAUAGUAUUAGAAAUAGGUCCAGGAACCGGAAAUUUAACCUCUUUAUUAUUAGAAAAAGCCAAAAAAGUAAUUGCAAUAGAAAUAGAUCCUCGUAUGAUUGCCGAAUUAAAUAAAAGAUUUAAAUAUUCUUAACAUGCUAGUAAGUUUGAAUUAAUAUAAGGUGAUGCCAUCUCAUCAGAAUUUCCAUUUUUCGAUGUAUGUGUAGCAAAUACUCCUUAUUAAAUUUCUUCGCCUUUGGUCUUUAAAUUAUUAUCACAUAGACCUAUAUUUAGACACGCAAUAUUGAUGUUUUAAAAAGAAUUUGCUAUGAGAUGUGUUGCUAAACCUGGAAGUGAAUUAUAUUGUAGACUUUCUGUUAAUGUUUAAUUACUUUCUAGAUGUGAUCAUUUAAUUAAAGUAGGAAAAAACAAUUUUAAACCACCACCGAAAGUCGAAUCUUCUGUUAUUAGAAUUUAACCUAAAAAUCCAGCUCCUUAAAUUAAUUAUUUAGAAUGGGACGGACUUUUAAGAAUUUGCUUUAUGAGAAAAAAUAAAUAAUUAUCAGCACUUUUUAAAAUUAAAUCGAUUUCUAGUCUACUUGAAAAGAAUUAUGAAGUGUUUUAGAAAUUAAAGGCCGCUUAAAAUGAGGGAAAUAUUUAAUUUGAAGAACAAAAGACAAAUACUAAUGAUUUACUUAAUUUGGUAAUGGAUGAGGAAUUCGAAGAAGAUGAAUAAUAAUAAAAAAAAAAUAAAAAUAAAAAUAAAAAUGAUGAUUAAGAAGAAGAAAAUGAUAUGUAAGAAGAAAAUAAUGAAAAUAAUGAUACAAAAUAAUUAUUUAAAGAAAAAAUUUCGAAAAUACUUAUUGAUAAUAAAUUUAAUGAAAAAAGACCUUCUAAACUUGAUAUCGAUGAUUUUUUAAAACUUUUAUAUUUAUUUAAUUAAAAUGAUAUUCACUUUAAAUGA
This is a messenger RNA of Ichthyophthirius multifiliis, 1065 nucleotides long. RefSeq lists its product as hypothetical. The record is from RefSeq and is a predicted model, not a curated record. The transcript is spliced from 4 exons. Gene Ontology annotation, cellular component: mitochondrial matrix. Lineage: Eukaryota; Ciliophora; Oligohymenophorea; Hymenostomatida. Gene Ontology annotation, biological process: rRNA methylation. Gene Ontology annotation, molecular function: rRNA (adenine-N6,N6-)-dimethyltransferase activity.